UUAAAGUCCGCAGUCUCUUCUCUCAUCUCAAAAAAAGAAAAAUGAAAUCCCCAAAUCUCACUCACGCAAUCUCUCCUUCCCGAGCAUUUCCGCCGGCGCUGGCUGCUCCUCCCAGCCGGCAACCAUGCCUCGCUGCUCACCGGUGUUCCAACCCACCCAAUCCCUUGAUGUCGGCCACCCAAUCCUGAUGGGGCACCUCACAGACGUCGGCAGGGACGCGCGCGUGGGGUGGCUCCACGCCUGUUGCUCGCCAUGGUUGGGAUCCUCCCGGUGGCGACCAGUACAGGAGAGUGGCGGAGCUGCACUCGUCCUUCUGGUGCCUAGUGAGGACGAGCUGCGCGGCUGACGGUCGCGGCCGGCGGGAGAAGUUCGCCGCGGAGGCAUGGCGGAGCGCGCACGGCUUUGUUCCUCUAGGCAAGACGGCGCCCAGCAGAUCGACGAGGGGGGCGUACCGCGGAAAUGACCCGCGGCAAAACCGGCGCCCAGCAGAACGCCUCCCCUGGCUGGCGAGGAACGCCUCCGUCUGUCCGUGGUUGAGCAGCCAGGGCACACCUCGAGGGCGUCCGGGGACUUAUGCGGCAAAAACCAAACCUUCAGCAAUGACCCGCUGACCAGGCUUCAGUCUCCCAGCAUCGCCAUCGUUCAGCUGAAGUGACAAAGGAGUGUGAGCACGUCCUGGUCUUCUAAUUCCCCCAGUUAGCUGAGGAACAUCCCUAAGGUUUGUUACUUGUUUCCAAUACCGAUUCCAUUAUUGACUCUAAUAUUGUCUCUGUUUUAAUAUAUAGACUUGUCCAGAAAUAAUGCCAGGAGGAAGUCUGAUGUCAAGAGAAAGUUGGGGAAAGAAGGGGUCCUCGUUCAGGACGGUUUAAUAAUCUGAUGACUCUGACAGCAGCAGCAACUUCAAGUCAUGGUCGGAAGCCAAGUCAUGUAUGGAAGGAUGAUGAACUGGACUAUAUGCUGCAAUGUUUAGGGCAAGCUACGUGGAGAGGAAUUUAUCUAGCUGAUCCCAAGGAUUUCGCUCGUCGAUUUAAAAUGGUUCUGAAUUCCACAUUCAAACCGUCUGUUCCAUUUACGAAUGAAAAGGUUAAGGAAAAAAUGAGUUAUGUUUAUCGAAAAUGGUUCUCCCUUCAACAUCCGACUAAUGAGACAGAGAGCUCUGCAUCUACAUCGAAGGAGCGUUCGGCCAUCCAGCUCAUUAGGAAUCAUAUGGGGAGUCUCAAUGCAAUUUUCGGUGAUAAUCGAAGCACAAGUUUAAGUGAAAGCGAUAGUCAUGAAAUAAUCAAGGCACUGGACUAUCUGCAUCUAAAGGGCUGCAAAGUGAAAGAACUUAUUCAGUAUAGAGAAGCACUUUAUGAUGGCACACUGAGAAGGAAGUAUCUGGAUCUUUUUCAAGUUUUAGGUGUAGGCGACGACAUGUUUAAAAAAAGGAGAAGAUUAUUCAAGUUAAUGGUAAAGGAACACAAGAAGAAGAAAGCAACUCUUUGGUAGAAUGGUGCCUCUUGCUGCCGCUGCCUCUUCCUGCUCAGACUUCAUUCGGCGUUUUUCGCCGUGUCUUGUUAAACUGUUAUGUCUUUGGUCGUUAGUCCUUGUGUCGGCAAGUGUGACUAUCAAACCUUCCUCCUAAUUGUCAUAAGACUGUUUUAUUGUAAUAUGUACUUCUG
Molecule: messenger RNA, 1661 nt
Organism: Lolium perenne
Lineage: Eukaryota; Viridiplantae; Streptophyta; Magnoliopsida; Poales; Poaceae
Source: RefSeq, a predicted model, not a curated record